AUGGGUUUCAUCGAGAAGUUGCAAGCAAGUAUGUUGUCUCCAUUUCCUAGGAGUUCACCCAUUAGUACCACACAUCUCGAAGCAUCACGCGCUAUGCUCGUCGCAAACACCGCAGCACCUUUUCAGGGGUUCCCUACGUCGACGGGGAAUACGUCUACGUCGGCGGAUCCAACUCCUCGUCAGGGACCGUCUCCAAGCACUCGACAGGCAGCUACUGGAAAGCCUCUACAUGGGGAUCGUCUGGCGACUCGCGCUGGCGGUGAUGCACCUUUUUCGUCAUUCUUCAAGCGCUGUCUUUUCGUUUUGCUCGACUACCAAUCCUCCUCAUAA
Molecule: messenger RNA, 330 nt
Organism: Aspergillus eucalypticola CBS 122712
Lineage: Eukaryota; Fungi; Ascomycota; Eurotiomycetes; Eurotiales; Aspergillaceae
Exons: 2
Coding region: 1-330 (109 amino acids)
Source: RefSeq, a predicted model, not a curated record